AUGGCGGCGCUGGGAAUUGGCUCCAGCCGCUGGUUAUAUGACCCUGGCAAACGACCCAAGUUCUCUCAGCGACUUGGCGAAGCGCUGCGCAACAGCAAAAUCACAUGGUAUCAGAUUCCCGUGGGACUGGGCAUAGGUUUCUUGGGCCUGGUUCAGUUUUACAAGGUCUCAUCGAGGGAGAGGGAAAGACAACGACAGGAGCAAGAAGGAAUCUCAUCACCAAAGCCACGGCCGAAAGUGCGCCCCGAAGGACCAUGGCAAGUCCAAGUUAUGUCCACUCUUCCGCUCAAGGCCAUCUCUCGACUUUGGGGCUGGUUUAAUGAGUUGACCAUUCCGUACUACCUGCGCGUUCCUGGCUUUAAACUCUACUCGUUCAUAUUUGGCGUCAAUCUCGACGAAGUGUCUGAACCUGAUCUUCAUGUGUACCCCAACCUCGCAGCCUUCUUCUACCGAACUCUCAAACCAGGUGCUCGCCCAUUGGAUCCAGACACCCAUGUGCUCCUCUCUCCGUCCGACGGCAAGGUUCUCCAGUUUGGUCAGAUUGAAAGCGGUGAUAUCGAGCAAGUCAAAGGCAUGACCUACAGCAUCGACGCGCUGCUGGGAAAGCAUACGCCUACAUCUAGCAUCUACAGUGGACUGUCUAACCAAGCCCGAGAGCACCCCCAACGCAGCCAUAGCGCACCUGUUGGUGAUGAAGAAAUUGUCAAGCAAGAAGAGGAAUUUGCAAGGGUCAACGGCAUCUCGUACACGCUUCCCGAUCUCAUGUCGGGUCCUAAAGACGCCCACUCGAAACACCCCGUAACCGACGAAUCUCUCAAGGCUUCAUCUCCCCGCGCCGUCUCCGAAGUUCGCGCCGAGCUUGCUCUGGGCGAGAAGCCUUGGUACGAUCUGCUUUCUCCCGACAAGACCACUUCUCUGUACUACGCCGUCAUCUAUCUCGCGCCGGGAGACUACCACCGCUUCCACUCGCCAACUAACUGGGUUGUCGAGAGCAGACGCCAUUUUGCAGGAGAACUCUACAGCGUUUCACCCUACUUGCAGCGCACCCUACCUGGCCUCUUUACCCUCAACGAACGUGUCGUCCUCCUUGGUCGCUGGCGCUGGGGUUUCUUCAGCUACGUCCCUGUUGGCGCUACUAACGUCGGCUCCAUCAAGAUCAACUUUGACCGCGAACUCCGCACCAACAGCCUCUUGACGGACACUGCCGCCGACCUUGCCGCCGAGGAAGCUGCCAAGCGCGGCGAGCCCUAUCUCGGCUUCGCAGAGGCGACUUACGAAGGCGCAAGCUCGGUGUUGCACGGACACGCACUCAGAAGAGGUGAAGAGAUGGGCGGCUUCCAGCUCGGCAGCACGAUUGUGUUGGUGUUUGAAGCGCCGGCUACGUUGAAGACUGCGGACGGACAGGAGAAGAAGGGGUGGGAGUGGGCGGUUGAAAAGGGGCAGAAGCUGAAGAUGGGACAGGCGCUGGGACGUGUGCUUGAGAAAUAA
Molecule: messenger RNA, 1488 nt
Organism: Trichoderma virens Gv29-8
Lineage: Eukaryota; Fungi; Ascomycota; Sordariomycetes; Hypocreales; Hypocreaceae
Exons: 4
Coding region: 1-1488 (495 amino acids)
Biological process (GO): phosphatidylethanolamine biosynthetic process
Cellular component (GO): mitochondrion
Molecular function (GO): phosphatidylserine decarboxylase activity
Source: RefSeq, a predicted model, not a curated record